AUGGCUUUAUCAGCUUUUAAAGCAGCUGUUGUACUUAUUAUAUUUUUUGAAUUCUGCAAUUCCUUAGAGACCAUUGUGGUGGACUACCCAGGCGAUUCCCAAGAAUCGCUUUGAAGUGAAUUUCCCUCACCUGAGUUAUUAACAAUUUUCAAUGCCUCUGUAGAAUGGCACAAGUGCAAUUUUUCCUCUAUUUUAUUUUGUAUUUCUCAACACCCAAACUCUUCACUACUGCUUGAUUAUUCAAAAGAUCUAAUAGUUCAAAAUUCGCUUUCUCAAAUAUGCCAGGAUUAUUUUUUAAUACAUUUAGUAUUUCAGAAUAAUUUCAGAUAUUUAGAAAAAUGAAGUUACUCGUUGACUUCUUCAUUUUCUGAUUAUUUAAGUGCGUUUUUGUCAUUAUUAAGAUAUUUUAAUUGAAGUCAAGGUACUGUCUUUUUAAACGAGGAUACUAAGUAUUUUAAAGAUGAAAUUUUGCAAUAUUUAUCCGAGCUUGAUUAUUAUACUGUUUCAACUAUGACAGAUACUAAUGGCCUAAUUGAUGGAGUUAUUGCAAGGACUGGAGCUACCAUUUACUAUCUUUUCCUUAACACCCUUCAAUCAAAAAAUAUGCAAAUUGCCUUAAAAAAUGCAAAAUUGUUAACAAGCGGAAGUGCAGUCAUUUUAAAUCAAGAAAGUGGAUAUGAAUGUGAUACUGAAGGAGUCUUGAUCAUAGCAGAGAAAGGCCAUGAAUUUGACGCUUCAUCACAAGAAUAUUUAAAAUCUACAAUCAUAGAAAUUAUUUCUUUAGUACUAGAAGCUGAAAAUUCAAAAGACGUCAAAACAUUUUUUGACUCAAAAUUGCCAAAACAUUAUGCUUCUCCUGAGUUUUCUAUUAUAAAUAUACAGAAUGGCCAAAGAGUGAUUGUUGGAUCAAUAACGAAUGGAAAUUUAGUUAUAUCAGGCAAUAUAACUUUUUUAGGAACUCAAGUACUAUACCUAAAUCUGACAAAAAAGUGUUACCAAUAA
Messenger RNA from Blepharisma stoltei, 1002 nucleotides. Lineage: Eukaryota; Ciliophora; Heterotrichea; Heterotrichida; Blepharismidae. The record is from the annotation of a GenBank genome assembly.